This is a messenger RNA of Prorocentrum cordatum, 408 nucleotides long. The record is from the annotation of a GenBank genome assembly. NCBI's taxonomy places the organism in Eukaryota, Dinophyceae, Prorocentrales, Prorocentraceae.
AUGUGGCAGCGCUCGAAAUGCGGGUCAAAUACGCCCGCCCCGACGCCGUACCCGACGCCCUACCCGACGCCAGACCCGACAGCCUACCCGACGCCCUACCCGACGCCGUACCCGACGCCCUACCCGACGCCCUACCCGACGCCCUACCCGACGCCCUACCCGACGCCCAACCCGACGCCCAACCCGACGCCCAACCCGAAGCCCUACCCGACGCCCUACCCGACGGCAUACCCGACUGCCUUUCCGACGCCCUUCCCCAGCCCGACGCCGAGCCCGACGUUUCCUCAGGGCGGGCCGACGCCUCACCCGAUAUUCUUUCUGGAGCUCCCAUGGCGGGCGGAGCUGGCAAUGUGGCUGCCAGUGGCGAUCCCCACCUGCAACAUGUCCUUGGUCAGCGAUUUGAUUUGA